Anopheles cruzii is the source of this 7695-nucleotide messenger RNA. It is a transcript of the gene Set2, whose product is annotated as probable histone-lysine N-methyltransferase CG1716. Gene Ontology annotation, cellular component: chromosome; nucleus. Gene Ontology annotation, biological process: regulation of DNA-templated transcription. The transcript is spliced from 6 exons. NCBI's taxonomy places the organism in Eukaryota, Metazoa, Arthropoda, Insecta, Diptera, Culicidae. Bases 1 to 7695 code for a protein of 2564 amino acids. The record is from RefSeq and is a predicted model, not a curated record. Gene Ontology annotation, molecular function: protein binding; histone H3K36 methyltransferase activity.
AUGGGACGAACCAAGCGUGGCGGAACGCUAGCUGGCGCGGCGAACAAAUUGGCCGAAUCGUUGCUGGAGGAGUCGUCGGACAGUUUAAGUCGAAGCAGUGAUGGUGGUGUAAGAUCGACCUCCGUAACACCGGUGCAAGAGGUUUUGGUUGGCCGUGGCCGUGGCCGCGGGCGUGGAAGAGGUUUCGGUCGAGGAGGUCGACGGGGCAGAGGUAGAGGCAGGGUUGCUAUCGUGGAAACGCCGGCAGCCGGUGUCGAGGUGCUAGAAGAGGUUCGCACGAUCGACCCGGAUGUAUCCGGAGUUGUGGAAGACCGAGAAGAGGAGGUCGAGAUUAUCGAAAUAUUGGACGAAGAGUCGUUGGAUUGCGGGGAUGGGGUCUCCAUCGAAGCAGAGGACGACAGGAAUCUCGCAGAAGAGUCCUCCUUUCCGGAGGAAGCAGAGCGUUCGGCGGCUGUAGCGAAUGAGAUGGUGCUCGCGAUGGAAGGGGCCGACGGGGAAACCGUCCUGCCCCUAGAGGGUGAUGCUGGAGCAACCAGAAAAUCGAAACGGCAAGUAAAAGUAACAAAUAAGUUUCGUGACUAUGUGGUCGAUGCUCCGCUGCCAAUGUCUCAGCCUAUGCGUACGUACGCGAGCAACAGAUCACCCAAGGGAAUGGCGUUGAGCGUGGGACCGAGUGCCAGCACUAGCAAACAGAUUACACCCUGCUGGAGCGUACCCAUGGGAGCGACAAGGGGCAGAAAAAAGCGGUCUACAAUCAGCACCAUCUUGGAUAUAGCGGGUGUUGAUCCGAGCGAUGAAACGAUACAACUUCCCUGUCCGGAGGAACGCGACAACUCUUUGAUUACGCUCAGGUUCGACGGUACCAUGUUUGGGGACGACGACAGUCUGUCCUGCACCCCCGCUAGUCCUGUCUGUAGUCAGCUAGAAGCGUACGAAUCUUCUUCGAUAACUACCUCGAAACCCACCAGCUCCGGGCGGGGUCGAAAAUCACGUGGUGGUGGUACCACGAUCACUGUUCCCGAACGUCCCGCCGGUUCCACAUUUAUUCGUAGAUCAUACAAAACAACAAGUGUCUCGAACGUCACACAGGAGGACACGCCGUUUCCGGAAGAACGAGCAAAGGGACGACGGGACCGACCGAGUUCAGGACCGGACUGUGUUGGAAGUGAUGGUGCGGAAGACGUCGACAUCAUCGUUCUGCAAGCCGAUGAGAUAAUAACGGAUUCCCCGGUCGCGGAGGCAUUCGCUGCCGUGGGGCCAACGAAAUGGAGAGGUAGAGGAGGUCGUGGCAGUCGCGGUGGACGAGGAGGACGGGGAAGUCGCGGUGGUCGGGGCUCGCGAGGAGGCCGCGGUUCCCGUGGAGGAGCCAGUGCUCCCGUAGCGCAACCUGCUGACAGCGGUGAGCGCAAGCGACGGAGCAAAGCGAGUGCGGACGAGAAAGAAGAGUCUCGGACGGAAAUGGAGGUUUCCUGCGAAAUGGUGGAAAUCCUUUCGCACUCGGAUUUGGUGGUCGAAGAAGUAGUUGUGGACGAUGAGACGAAGGUUGUAGAGAUUGAGAAGGAAGCGAUUGUGGAGGUGCCGGAUGAUGUGCAAAAAAUGGUUGAAAUACUGACCGGCAAAUGUAAAGAGAAUUCAUCCGGAGGACUAUCGUCAAUUCCGGUUAUUCCCGAACCUUCGGUGGCAAACCAACAGAAGGACGAACAACCAACGGAGGCUAAUCCUGUGACGGGUGAAACGGUCAUCACCACCACAGCUACUGCCACCGGCAAUGUGGAUGAACCGAAAGACCGCCAAGAUACGUCUCCUGCCGUAGAGAUCCCUCAGUGCGCUGCUGUCGUUGCUACUGAAGAACUGAUUGAGCAUUCUUUCAACCCACCGGAAACACCCGAGCUGCAAGCCCCACCAGACGAAGUACCUGAAGUCGCCAGUGAACAGAAGGAAUUAAUUAGAACACCUACCAAGUCGGUUUCAUCUAAAACGGAAGAAACUAUAUCCAAAAUCGAAAUGCCCAAAAAGGAUCGACAGCAUCAGGCAGAAAAAUCUGUCGACAGUCCUACGAAAAAAUCUCACAAGGAUCGAUCAUCGAAAGAUGAUCGUUCUGCAUCGAAGGACAAACACAGAUCUGAAAGAACUUCACGAGAUGAUCGCAAGAAGGAAAAAAAGCGCCACGAUGACGAUGGUGUCCGCAAACGCACGGAAGCGAAGGAUCGAUACACCGAAAAACACAGACAGCACAGUGAACAUCGAGAGAGCGCCUUGCAAACGGGCGAUCUAAGCACCGAUCGAUCGUCAGAGAUCGGGGCCGAACAGGACCGCACUAAAAAGAAACAGGAAAAUGACAAGAAGAGCGAGGGCGGAGUAGAAAAAAGUCCCGCUGCUGCAUUAUCGACGUUUAUCGAAAAUCGCAGGCGAUCGCAGGUGAUGUUACCGAUCCGCCAGGAUAAACCUAAAAAAUCCUUCGACACAGAACUGCAGGCUCUGGAGAUGAAACCGAUUCCGCGCAAACCUGCCGACGAAUCGCGCCGUCGCGAUACGAAAGAACGGGAAGAUUCAACGUCCUCUUCUACGUCUUCUUCGCACCACCGGAAGGACAGCCAUCACAAGCACGGCAAAAGUAGUAAGCACGCCAGACCCGAUUCGGGUUCGGUCCGAUUGUCCGAGUCGGUUGGCGGUUCCGGACACAAGUCGCGCCGUUCCAAGGAGGAGGAUGACAAACGGCGUAGCUGGGAGAGUUCGAAAGGAAAAAAGAGUACUUCCGGAGACUUUCCAAAGGGCGACAAUCAGCGCGAUGGGUUAGCGGUGGUGAAAAAGUCUAAAUCGAAAGAUAAAAGAGAAUCAGAAAAACCUAAAGAUGUAACGCCCAGGGAACCAGUAUCGCCUGUGCAUCGCGUUGAGUCUGCUCCGAGUGGCUCCGAGUGGCUCCGGGAAGUGGCUCCGAGUGUUUCGCUAGAAUGGCACGAGAAGAAACCGACCGUUGAACCCGGACCCGCGGAACCGAUGGUAGAGAGUGCCGUCCAUAUUACUCCAGCGGAAGAACCCACCCCGGAUCAGGUACACAAACCAUCUCCGGAUGCCCCAAAAAUUGUCACAAAAGCCUCACUGAAAAUGUACAAAAUAGAGGACGACUGCCAGCCAAUCAUCGAUGUUCCAGCGUUACUGCCCAUGGAUCCAGCUGUUGGGGAUCUUAUUGCACCCCUAGCAGAACAGGUGAAAGUCGAACAUCCGGAAUCCGUAACGAUGGAAGCAGCUGUAGCGGAACCGUCGCAGGAAGCUGGAAUAAAAGCGGAAUUGGAGGAUAUAAAAGUCAUACUUCCGAAGCCGGAUGAGGAGGAUGGAAUGUUUAGCGAAACCGAAACGAUUCAUUCGGAGCGCAGCUCGGACUACGGGUUGGGACUCUCGGAUGGCGAAGGCACACUGAGCGGUCUUGCUUCGGAGGAUGACUCUGGGCUUCGGAGUGACUUCAGCACACCCUGUGACCUCUCGUCGGGUGAUGAAGCGGAACCGGCGAGCGUGUCGGAGGUUCAGGGCAAACCCGCGACAGGGAGUGGACAGGAUCCUCACUCGCAGCGUGUCGACUUGGUCCGCUUGAUCGAAAGUUACACCGAUGAUGGUGUGAUCCGUCGCUCGACACGCAUCAAAACGAUCAGCUCACAGAAGCAGCGCACCAGUGGCCAUGGGCUGGUGCGGGACAAAGAUCGAUUGCUGAAGAAGACCAACGUCUCCGUAGGCAUCGAUUCGAAACAAGUAGGGGCAGCAAGUGGUACAGCGGCCUUUCAAACAGGGCCGGCAGGGGCGGUAUCCGCCUGCGGCGCCAAUUGGCCCGUAACAGCGAACGAGGGCGAAAGCGUAAACAUUGAGCUGUCGGAGGAGUAUCUGCGCGACAUGGAAGACAAGCUGAGCCGGUUCGAGACGAUCCGUGAAAAUAUCUACCACUGCGAUCGGAUCGUGAGCCGCGAGGCGAAGAAGAUGACGUGCGAUUGCUUCCUGACGCACGAGGAGUUCGAGCGAGGCGAGCACGGUUGUGGCGAAGAUUGUCUCAAUCGGUUGCUGAUGAUCGAGUGUGGAUCGCGCUGUGUCGUCGGAGAUCGGUGUACGAAUCGACGGUUCCAACGACAGGACUAUGCGCACUGUCAGGUGUUCCGGACGGAGAAGAAAGGUUUCGGCAUUCAGGCGAGUGCACCGAUCGUGCCGGGAGAGUUUAUUAUGGAGUACGUCGGGGAGGUGGUGAACGGGGCGCAGUUCGACGGGCGAGCGGAGGCUUACUCGCGCGAGAAGAACAAACACUACUACUUCAUGGCGCUCCGAAGCGAUGGCAUUAUCGAUGCAACGACGAAAGGCAACAUUUCGCGAUUCAUCAACCACUCGUGCGAUCCGAACGCGGAGACCCAGAAGUGGACCGUGAACGGUGAGCUGCGGAUCGGGUUUUUCAGCACCAAGUUCAUCCUGCCGGGCGAGGAGAUCACAUUCGACUAUCAGUUCCAGCGGUAUGGCCGGAAGGCGCAGAAGUGUUACUGCGAGGCGGAGAACUGUCGCGGUUGGAUCGGGGCCAAACCGAGCGGUGGCGAAGGCGAUUCGGACUUUGACGAGGAAGACGAGGAAUCUGAUGGUGAGGAGGAAGAGGAAAGCGAGGAGGAGAAGGAAACCGGUCCGAAGGAUCCCCGUGAGAUCCCCGUUGGCCAGGAACCAUCAGUAGGAACGUCGAAAGCGAUCGCCGAUGAUCGCGCGGAUUCUCCGGAGCAAGAGAAAGCUUCCACGGAACAGGCCGCGGUCACGGCGACCACGGUGGCGGCGGUAAGGCGAAAGAAAACUCGUAGGCGUCGCGCAGCGGCACGGCAAAAGCGCCACAUUGAGCUGCACGAGGACGCUGACCUGGAGGAGGAAAUCAACAUGCUGCUGAAGACGGGCCUGAAGAAUCAGGCCCACACGCUGAAGCUGUCCCGAUUGAUGGUGCGUGCGAAGGACAUCAAAUCACGCAGCCGCCUGCUGACGUUGCUGCAGAGUGGUGAACUGGCCUGCCGCCGACUGUUCCUCGACUACCACGGGCUCCGGUUGCUGUACGGUUGGAUCUGCGAACCGGCGGAAGCGAUCGAGGACCUAAAGUUCCGCAUCCAGAUUCUGGACACGCUCGAUCGGUUGCCGAUUCCGAACAAAACCAUGCUGAAGGACAGCAAAAUUUUGCACACCAUCGAAAAGUGGUCCCGGCCGGAGAAGGGGAAGCAUGCGGCUCCCAGCGUGGUACCACCACCACCACCACCGACGCCACCGGCAGCCUUAACAGUCGAAUCGUCGAAUCUCGGCCAGGACGCGGUCGAAAAGGGGGAAAAAGAAAUAUCAAGGACGAGUUCUCCGAGUGACAGUAAUGGUGCCGGGAGCGAUAGUAGCAACGCGAGCCAGCGUGCGGACGGGCAACAACAGUCACGGACGAAGGACGUUCUGGGGAGUGUGGACGUGCUGAAGAAUAUGCCGGAACUGUUGAAGCUGGCCGAUCUGGGCAAGCUGAAGGAAAUUAUCAGCACCUGCGACAAGGAAGUUGAGAACAAGGAGAAGGCAGCGGCUGCCGCUGCUGCAGCGGCCAUCAGAGCAAAGGCGGAUCUCUCCAGCACCAGUGGUCUGCUGUCGGACAUUCAAAUCCCGGAACCGGAAGACGAGAACGCUCCCGAGGAGCAGCGGCUUCUGACGCAGAUUCGUAUACUGUCCUGCAAGCUGCUGAUCAGCUGGACCAACCUGAAGGAGGUGUUCCGUAUUCCGAAGAAGGAGCGCAUCGAGCAGAUGAAGGAACACGAACGGGAAGCGGACAUGCGGUACCAUUCGCUGGGACUACUGGAAACCGAGCACGACGACAAGCACCAGCAUCGGCAUCGGGAUAGUGGGCGCACCGGUUGGGACCGGUCAAGGGAACCGAAGCGACGCCGUUCGCUCGACGAUCGCAGCGAACUGCCGUACGGUGCGAGCAAACUGAAGAGGCCACCGUUCGUGCCGCCCCACGGUAGCACGCUGUAUCCAGCGGUGAAGCAAGAUAAUCUGUCGAAACAGGAGCGCCGCCAGCUGUUCGAGAUGAAGGUGGCGCACGAGGAGGCCGAACGGCGCAAGAAGGAGAUGUGGAUGAUGCACGAAAACGCAUGCUUCCGCUUCGGGCUCAAUCCGCAUCUGACCGCUCCGAUGGACAUUCCGGUGCGAAUGAAUCCGGCCACCAGCGAGUACUUUUCGGAGGACGAUCGGCUGCUGCCGACGCCACCGAGUCACGCGUACUUUAAAAUUCAACCACCACCACUAUCGACCAACCCGGAAGAUUACGAGCUUCCGGCGAAACUGAAGUUGCCGGCAUACUGGCGCUUUGCGAUCGACGAUCGCGGCCGGUUGUAUUACUACCACGUCAAGGAUCGCAUCCCGCAGUGGGAACCACCGAAGAAGGCGGGCAAGGCGGUCGGUGCGUUUGCCGACGAAGACAUUUCGAUGAGUUCCGAUUCGAGUACGACCGAUACAUGUGACUCGAGUGAGGAGGAGCUGACACAGCAGCUGGAGCAGCUACUGAAGAAGAAGCGCAAGCAACAAUCCAGCUUCAACCUGGACGAUGUUUUGGCGAAACCGGACGACAUGAACGACGAUAUGUCGAAGACGGCACCGAAACAAGAAUCCGGCGAUGGUUCACCACAGAUGUUGACGUUGGAGGAGAUCUUUGGUGAAUCGUCUGCAGCCACGGCGGCCACCAUCGACGAAGCGGCUGCGCAACAGUUGCUGCUGAGACGGAAACGGAAGCACAGCCUAAAGUUGGUUCAAGCCCGGAUCAUUAGCCCCCGCACCGAAGAGGACAAACAGUACGGCCAGAUGGAGAUGAAGCGCUACAAGGAGACGAAGGAAAAGUUGCGUAAACGCAAGGAGGAAGCAAAACGGUUGCGAGCCCGCAGCAUGUUCGACAAAACGUUGGCGGACGGGCCGUUCGGUGGUCCACUCGAUAAGACGUCCCUGGCGACCAUCGUUACCGGUGGCUCGGAUGGAGCAGCCGGCGGUGGCACUGGCGGUGUCGGCGGUGUUGGUGGUGUCGGUGUUGGCGAUAGUUCUCUGAUCGAUGAUGAUCUUGUCGUGUCGCACAAGAUCGUCGAAGAUAAGUGCAUCGUCGACGAGUUGGACAUACUGACGAAGAAGAAAAAAAUAUCGCCGUACGAGGAGUGGAAGAAAGUGCAACAGCGGUUGGGCAAGAAGCGAAAGCAGACCGAAGGUGCCGCAAACGAGCCCGCGGGGCCGACGGUUCCGGCGGCUACGGUUGGCUCGCUGGGUGAUGUUUCCAUGGCCAUUGCCUCUUCCUCCUCUUCGACAGCAGCCUUAUCCGCAAAGCUGCCGAAGCGUAAAAAAUCCAGCAAAGGAGAUAUCAACAGUGAGGAGGCUCGAAAGAUUAAGGAAAAAUUCCGGGUGGAGAUUGCGGGCGUUAUCGUGCAGCACCUGAGCGCGUACCGGAAGGAGAGCUGCCAGGUGGGUCGUAUUACCAACACCGAAGACUUUAAACAUCUCGCCAGAAAGUUAACCCACUUCGUUAUGCUGAAGGAGCUAAAGCACUGCGACAAUACGGUACACGAGCUGGAGGUGACGGAUUCGGUGAAGACGAAAGCGCGCGAGUUUAUCAAAAAGUAUAUGGCCAAACACGGGCCGGUAUACGUGAAGGGCGAAAACGAGCCAGACUAUUCCAACGUGGCUCUCUGA